This is a messenger RNA of Neospora caninum, 4791 nucleotides long. RefSeq lists its product as hypothetical. The transcript has a single exon. The record is from RefSeq and is a predicted model, not a curated record. Lineage: Eukaryota; Apicomplexa; Conoidasida; Eucoccidiorida; Sarcocystidae. The coding region runs from base 1 to 4791 and encodes 1596 amino acids.
AUGCAAGACGCCGCGCCUCCUCAGGGGCCCCAAGUCCAGGAGGGACCUGGCGCCUGCUUUUUCGAUGGGGCAAAGUAUUCUACCUCUCAUUCUCUUUCGACCUUCGCCCCAUUUCCCUCUGCCCAGUUCCUCCAAGCUGAGUCUCAGUGUGCGCCUCUCAACGCGCACUUCCCGUCAUCUUCUGGCGUCUCGUCUCUGCCGCCCUCAACCUCGUCCACUCCCGUCCCUCACGCGAUGCUGCGAGACAAGCCGGACACCUCGCAGUUCUUCUCUUCAGCAAUGCCCUCUUCUCCGUGGGGGGGAAUGUCCCCCUCCGGAGAGCUUCCGUACUACUUUUCUCUUCCUUCAGCGAAGCACUCUGCGACCACUGCGGGCUUCGCGUCUCCCUUUCCCUCUCCCGCUCACGUGUCGUCCUGCGCCUCGUCUCCCGCCUUCGCGGCCUCCUCUCCUGCCUCGCCCUCCCCCGCUUCCACAGUCGCCUCAUCGGCAGGCGACGGACACCCGCCGUCUCCCCUGUGGCAACGGCCUCUUCAGACGCGAGACGCACGCGCCGCCCGUGGCUCCUUCCCUGGAGACGGCCGAAGACAAGGCCCGCAGGGACUCUCUGGAGCGCAAAAGCAUGAAGGGAUGACGCAUGCCUUCGCGCCCCAUGCAUAUCCUGGCCCUCCGCGCCCGCACGGCUUUCUUGGCUAUCUUCCUUCCUCGCCUCAUCCGUCUCUCCCUUCUUCGCUGCCGCAGUCGACGCCUUCGCAGGCGACUGCUCCGUCCGGUUUCCCUUCCUUCCCGCCGUCUGCGCUACCUCCAUGCUCUCCCAACCCGGCCUAUGCGUCGUACUCUCAAGCACAAUCUUCUCUUCGUCCCCGGCAAGACAAGCUGCGCAGAACCUCGGGGGGCUGGCUGCCGCCGUCGGCAAUCGCCGCCGCUGCGGCGGCCGCCGCGACCGCCGACGGGGCGCUCGGCGACUCGGCGCCUGAAGCGCAUGCGGUCGAGGAGAAAACCUCUGCGUCCUGGUCUCCCCCGUCUGUGUCGUCGCCUCCGUCUCACCCGCCUUCGGCCGACCCUCCGUCUUGUGGAAAUGCGACGUCUGCCCAAACCGACGGCGGCGCCUAUGCGCGAGAAGUUCUGUCUGUGCAGGAAUCCCCGUCGGACCCUUCUCAGGUCUCCGCGAGACUGCAGGCGACGCCUGCCGCCUCAGAGCCGUGCGAAGGCCGCGCCGCCGGCUCCGAAACACCAGGCGCAAAAGACUGCUUACCAGGAGACGCAGGCGCUGACGCCAGCGGGCUUCCGCUCCCCGCCGCGGCUGAAGGGACACCGGCCACCGUUCCGCGUGAAGGUACCGACCACUGGAACGGGGACGCGCAACCUUCGGCAGGUUUUCCGGCUUCCUGUGCAGUGGAAACGCCUGGAGGUGCCGGUGCGAGCGCAUGCAGUGAGACUGCAUCUGCGCCUGGCGAAGGAACCUCCCGGGAUGUCAACGGUGCGCCUGGCUCUCGGCCUCCUCUAAAGGCCUCGCCGCCUCCGCUCUCCCGAGCUUCUCCCGCGGCAAAGCGGCCGUCUCCGUCUGGGGGCUCAGCUGCGAAACGCGCUUCCUUUUCUUUGCCUUCGUCUUCUUCGGGGAGUUCCCAGGCCCUUUCCCGUUCGCCGUCCUCGUCGUCUGUGCUGGGUGGAGAAGACGGGGCAGCUGUGCUGUUGGACCAGCACGAGCGAGUUCUCGCGGUUCUCAGGAGGCGGCGCGAGGCGUCAGCCGCCUGCCUCCGGCUGCUUCGAGACGAAAUGGAACAUGAAACGAGGACGCUUCGCCAGCUCGAGACACGCGUCCGGUGGCGCAUGCAGCACCUCGUCAGCGUCUGCGGCCUCAGCUGCGCGAACGCGGACGACGCCGCGAAUCAACGGCCAGGCACAGACUCCGGGGAGGAGAACGUUUCACUCCGUUUCUCCUCCGCGCGUCCCCAGGGGACUGCCUCAGAGAAGGGCGAGACUUCACAAAUCGUCUCUCUUUCUUCGCCUAGGCAAAAUCCACCGCCGGAGGACGGGGAAGGGACGCGUGACGGUUCGGGAGUUUCCCCUUCUGCUGCGUGGCUCAGCGGUGAGGAGCCAGAAGGCGACGCAGCCGUCGCGAAGGAGAGAGAACGGAAGGAAGCAACUCGCGAUAGAGAAUCUGCGACAGGCGGCCGCGACUCUGGGCGCGGCGUCGCCAGUGGCGAGGGCGUCGAGGAGACUGCGAAGCACGCGGGACGAGGAGGGCCCGAUGCGAAGGCCCGACCAGAGGCGGAAGAGAGCGAGGAGACAGAGAUAAGAGAACAGCGUGAAGAUGAAGAGGAAGGAGGCUUCACACUCUCUUUCCACGCGUUCCUGGAACGCCGGAUUCGCCGAUCCAGUGCGCUGAGAGCUGCUGGCGAAGGAAGAUGGCACAUGGUCCCUGUGGCGAAUAGGGAGAAGAAGCGGAGCGGAACAGAGACGGGAGAGACGCAACCGAAGCCUGGUCAAGGCUCCAGCGCUCUGGCAGGAGCGGAGACAGUGACGGCGGGUAGCGACUCUAGGCCGGGGACGGCGGGAGGGGGGCGGUGCGCAGAAAGCCCGGAAGGCUGCCAGUCGCAAGGAAGCGAAACGCAUGCAGAUCGCGCAGCCAGCGAGCGAGGCGAAGAGGACCUCGGGCGCGAGAUAAAGCCCAACGAGACGCCCGAGGCAGGCGCAGGACAGGCGAGCCUCGUCGCGGUGCCGACGGAACAAGACGGCAGAGACAAAAGUGGGAGCAGCGGAUCGGCAAGAGGUGGGGACGACCCGAAACCGCGUGUGCAGUCGGCGAGAACAUCGGCGUCCCUUCCCCUCGGUCCGUCGUCGACGCUUCAGAACCUGGAUGAAGUUCAACUCCAGCUGCUGUGGCUGAAGGGGAAGAGGCCGAAGACGGCAGAAACUGGCGAGGCGAGGCCAAACGACAGCGGCCAGACACCUGAAACCAGUGUCUCCGUUCCGGAAGAAAACGGUGCGAAUCCAGCCUCCUAUCUCGAUCGCCUCGGAGUUGCAGUGGCAACUGUCACUUGGCAGGACUCACCAUGGAAUUUCGCCAUUCCUUCUUCUCCUUUCUCGUCUUCCUCUUUCUCCUCUGCCUCGCCGUUUCAAGCUCCGAAGGCAGACCACACUGGUGCAGUGCAGCCUGCUUCUCCGCAGCCUUCCAGCGCAGCGUCUCCUUCGGCUUCGGCGUCUCCUUCCGCGUUAAGUCACGCUUCCACUUCCAGCUCGACUGCGGCCUUGUCUCCGGCGUCUCUGGAGAACGAUGGCAAGGGGCGUCUGUUCCGCUGGGAAACGUACGCAGAGAGUGGAGGCGAGUCGGAGGGCGAAGAGACAGAGAAGGCGCUAGCGUUGCUGAAAAAUCGCGAGACCGACAGAGCGCGUUCCAUAGCCAUCCACGAGACUCGUCAGCGGCAGUACAAACAGGCGCUGGCGGAGUAUCACUCUCAGUUCUACAAGCUGCGCUUCCAGCAACUCGCAGAGAUAAAGGCAGUUGAAGGUUCACGUGUCGCGCCGGCCUGGAGGCCUGGACACGGAGCGCCGCUCUCUGCGCCCGUUUCUGCUUCGUUUGCGGGCUUCCGUUCCCCCUGUGCAUUUACGACGCCUCCACCCGGUGAUGCCUUCUCUUUCCGGCCCUUCAGUCCCUCUGCGCCUGCGCAGGUGUCUCCCUGCGAGGGCCCGCGGCCGACGGGAGGCGCGCGGGAAAUCUCUGGAGAAGAGACGCACCUGCAUGCACGCUGGCAGGGUCCAGCGAUGCAUCCGUUCUACCGAGCGUCGAUGCCGGCGAGUUCGCCGCUGCCGUUUCCUCCGCCCUCCGUCUGUUCUCCUCCGUGGCCUGGAAAUGUGCCUGGAUUUCUAAGCCCCCCGGUGAGCCACGGGGAGGCGAGACCGAUUUUCUCGCCUCUCCACCCUUCUUUUUCGCCUAUUGUUCGCACGCCAGAAGGCGCGUGCAUGCGCCCCGGCCCUGGCGCAGGGGCUCUCGAGCCGAAGCUGGACGUGACGCCGUCUGCGCUUCCCAUAACGGAGGGGAAGAAGCGCGCAAGAGACGGCUCCGGCCUCGACGGCGAACAAGGCUCCAGUGAGGGGCCCGCCGGACCGCAGGGACAGGAGGCGAGCGAGAAGAAGGCCCGACUCGCGGUUCGGCACUCAGCGCCUCGGCAACGGCAGCAGCCGCGCCCGAGACAGAAGCUGCCGAAAUCGGAGCCGAAGCGAAGGGGUGGGAAAGAAGAGAACUCCCCGGGGGUGUUGCCUCAAGUCCCCCCGGGCGAUCUCCACACCAGCGUCGCCCCGCCCUCACUCCAGGCUUUCCCGGGAAGUUUCCCCAACGCAUGCGCCUAUGCGGCCUUCACACCAAGUGCAUCUGUCAGCCCCGCACCGGAGGCUCUCGGCUGGAGUCCAGCGUCGCAUGCAGUCGCCCCUGCUUCGGUGGCGCGGCCUCCAUUUCCUGCGCGCGCGCCGCCCGCAGCGAGUGUCUCUCCGGGACGGCCUCGUCUCGGAUCCGAGGCGAGCAGCGAAGAUGGCAGAGCGCCUUCUUCCAAGGUUCGCUGUGCGCGACGGAAGACGGACUUUUCGUCGUCUUCCCCGAUUGUCGCGGGAACGGGGACAGAGCCCGCUGGGGACUGUUCCGUCGAUGCAGGGCCGCAUCCAGGGACCUUCGCCUUUGCUGCCUCGGAGGCCGGCGCGAGAGACGGGCUGCCUGUCUCGCCCUUUCCUGGGCGCGACGGGAAAGGCGGAGAGGGAGGAGGAAGUGCCGAAAAGGGGAAACGAAUCGAGAGGCGCUGA